Messenger RNA from Anolis sagrei ordinatus, 740 nucleotides. The record is from RefSeq and is a predicted model, not a curated record. NCBI's taxonomy places the organism in Eukaryota, Metazoa, Chordata, Lepidosauria, Squamata, Anolidae.
AAGAAUGGGCGAUUGUGAAGAUAAAAUGGAUUAUGCAGUGUGUGCCAUUAUAUUAGCGUCGCAGGAAAAAGAAGAGGAAAACAAACGGCGUAGAAAGCGGGGGCCUACCAGAAGAUGGAUAAAAAGGCGAGCACAUAAAGGAGCCUUCUUAAAUGUAAAUCAGGAGUUGAGAGGCGAGGAUCCAACUUCAUACAAGAGGUGGCUGCGUGUAACAGAAGAACAGUUUGACCAUCUUUUGCACGAAAUCUCCCCCCGAAUUCAGAAGCAAAAGACAAAGUUUGGGGAGCCAAUAUCUGCAGCUGAGAGGCUCACCAUUACGCUCCGGUAUCUAGCCACAGGAAAUACAUUCAGAGACUUAUCGUGGGAGUUUCGAAUUGGCGAAAGAACCGUAUCAUAUAUCAUCUUGGAAACAUGUGCAGCUCUUUAUGAAUUCUUGAAGUACACAUUUGAAGUGCCAACAUCAAAAGAGCAUUGGAGAGCUGUUUCCAAGCAAUUUCUAGAUCGGUGGAAUGUGCCACAUUGUUUGGGGGCCAUUGAUGGAAAAUAUAUUGUGAUAAGGAAGCUGAUCAACAGUGGUUCCCAUUACCACAAUUAUAAAGGAACAGAAUCUAUUGUCCUUUUAGCAGUUGUGGAUGCUAAUUAUAAAUUUCAGUACAUUGAAGUGCAGUAGGUAAGAAUUAAUUUAAUUAUACCAAGGGCUUAAAGCAUGUUCUUCAUUUUGAUUUUCUAGAUAUAUUGAU